AUGCCAGCGUACCAUUCCGUUUUCCUAGACGAGCCGAACCAGCAAUUAAUUGGCAACUUUGCUCUGCUCCCGCUACGAACACGAACCAGAGGUCCAGCACAGCAAUUACCUGCACUAGCUGGCGUCACCGAACUCGACAUUGAGCCCAGCAAUGAGUCCUACGAUCCACUAGACGAAAUACUCUCGCUCUUCCGCGCCAAUACCUUCUUCCGAAACUUCGAAAUCAAAGGCCCCGCAGACCGCGUCCUUAUAUAUGGCAUCCUCUACGUCAGCGAGGCGCUGAGCAAAAUCAAGCCAGGCAUGAGCAAGAGAGAUGCUGAGAAAUCAGUGAUGAACUCUGCUUUGGACACGAACUUUGCGAUACCUGGCGAUGCGGGCUUUCCGCUCAACCAGAUGUUUGAGCCUCCCAGAGAUAGGAAUGAGGCGGAAGUGCUGAGACAGUAUAUUAUGCAGAUGCGGCAGGAGCUGGCUGUGAGACUUUUGAACAGAGUGUAUGGUGACGCAUCAGGGCAGCCUAGUAAGUGGUGGCUCAGCUUCCAAAAGCGCAAGUUUAUGGGCAAGGCAUUAUGA
Molecule: messenger RNA, 570 nt
Organism: Pseudocercospora fijiensis CIRAD86
Lineage: Eukaryota; Fungi; Ascomycota; Dothideomycetes; Mycosphaerellales; Mycosphaerellaceae
Exons: 2
Coding region: 1-570 (189 amino acids)
Biological process (GO): Arp2/3 complex-mediated actin nucleation; regulation of actin filament polymerization
Cellular component (GO): Arp2/3 protein complex; cytoskeleton
Molecular function (GO): actin filament binding
Source: RefSeq, a predicted model, not a curated record